UUUUCUUUAUCAGCAGCAGUUUGUUUCGGUCGCCAUUCCAAAGGCAAAAAAAUGGUGGGAUCAAAAGUUUCAUAUGCAGACUUGGUUCGCCAAUCGAAAAGUAAUAACGUUUCAGAAGCAGUGCUUCGCGAGCUCGGCGCCAUGCUUUUCGAAUAGCUUGGUCCUCAUUUUUGCAAGCUGAAUUAAAGAAACGCCAAAGACAGUGAAGCUAAGGAGAGGUGUACAAUGUUUUUGUUAUCGCGCAAUCAAUCCCAACAGCAACACCACCUUUUCCAUUUAUACAUUCGAACGUAUGUAGACGGCACCAUAAAAUGGGUUCGAGAUCGUGGUCUUGAUCAUGCUGUUGAGAGAGAGAAGAAUCUUCUGCCAGUGAUGAACAUUAAAGAUUUUAUAAAAUCAGAGCCGUCCAAGUCUGUCCCAGUUUCCAUCAUAACGCAGAAAAGGGAAGUUCUAAGAAUUCCAACGCGCCCCAUUGAUUUGAUCAGAAAAUAUCCCUCUAUUUUCGAAGAAUUUCUCCCUGGAGGGAUUGGCAUUCAACCUCAUGUUCGGCUAACCUCUCAAGUCCUUGAGCUUGAUGCCGAAGAACAGUUAAGCUAUCAAGGCGAAAAUUGUAGACAACGAGCUGCAGAUCAACUUGUGAAGCUCUUAAUGAUUUCAAGAUUCCACAAAAUACCUUUAAGUAUCAUUGAUCAAUUGAAAUGGGACCUGGGUCUUCCCAAGGAUUACGUCCAAAGUAUAGUUCCUGAUUUUCCAGAUUACUUCAAGGUUGUAGGACACCAAAAUUUUGCAUCUGGAUCAGGAGAUACGCGAGCGUUGGAAUUGGUAUGUUGGAACAAUGAAUUGGCCACCUCAGUUUUGGAGAAGAUGGCUGCGAAGGCAGAAACCGGCGUUUCGAAGGGAAUGCCUAUUAGUUUUCCUAUGAAAUUCUCGAAUGGGUUUGAGAUGGAUAAGAAGUUCAAGAAGUGGGUGGAUGAAUGGCAAAAGCUACCUUACAUUUCCCCUUAUGAAAAUGCAUCACAUCUCUCUCCGAGCAGCGAUGAAUCGGACAAGUGGGCGGUUGCGAUCUUACAUGAGCUUCUUCAUAUGCUCAUUGCAAAGAAGAUAGAGAAGGAAACUAUACUGUCCAUUGGCGAAUAUUUUGGCCUUCGGUCGAGGUUCAAGAGAGCAUUGCUUCACCAUCCAGGGAUAUUCUACCUAUCGAGUAAGAAUGGAACAUACACGGUUGUCUUAAAAGAGGGGUAUAAAAGGGGUUCCGUAAUUGAGAACAGCCCUUUGAUAAACAUUAGAAAUAAGUACCUUCACCUUAUGAAUACAGUUAAGGAAGACAGUAAAACAACAACCGAACAAGGCGGUACUUGUCAACAGAAGAAAGAGGAGAAAGAACGGUCAGAUGAUGCUACUCGAAAAGAGAACGAAGCUGAACUCCUCGACUCUUCGGACGAAGAAGCUGAAGACGAUAGUAGUAAUCUCAAUGCCCGUGCUGAUCGGAAAGAGGCUGCUGGUGGACGUAGGAGACAUGUUGAUUUCCAAGAAAAUGUUGGUAGAAACAGAGUGAGAUCAUCGAAGAGAAUGAACUCGACUUCGGGAAGGCCUUCAAGGGAUGUUAAAAGAGAGAGGUCAAAUAACAGUAAGGGAUACCAGGUGAGGACGAAGGUUUAAGCUAGUUUUGCUUGAGCUAAGGACUCGUACUCUAUUCCCAAUCCCCCAUGAUAAGUUGAGAUCCAAAGCCAAGUUUUUGAUUUGGGACGAGAGAAGUGAAGCUUCUGGUGUUGUGGCACCAGAUGCCUGGUUAUUUGUCUGUUGUACUUCCAAAUUUGGUCUCUCUUCUCACUAUUACACUUGGUGAAGAGUUGUCUCAAUUCACUACUUCAUUCUUUCUAAUUCACUUUGAGGUCAUGGUUGGGAAACUGUUCUCCAAUGGCUAGUAUCAUUUUUCAAUCACUUCCAAUUCAAGUAUGAUCGUUCCCAGUUUAAUUUGACAUGGAUGAGGGGCCAUACUCUCCCAAUUGUACUCGGAAAAUGGACAGAAGAUUUCAGUA
Momordica charantia (bitter melon) is the source of this 2039-nucleotide messenger RNA. Its product is annotated as Ubiquitin carboxyl-terminal hydrolase family protein. Lineage: Eukaryota; Viridiplantae; Streptophyta; Magnoliopsida; Cucurbitales; Cucurbitaceae. Gene Ontology annotation, molecular function: RNA binding. The record is from RefSeq and is a predicted model, not a curated record.